This is a messenger RNA of Salarias fasciatus (jewelled blenny), 776 nucleotides long. Its product is annotated as synaptogyrin-3-like. The coding region runs from base 56 to 769 and encodes 237 amino acids. The record is from RefSeq and is a predicted model, not a curated record. Gene Ontology annotation, cellular component: synaptic vesicle membrane; neuromuscular junction. Lineage: Eukaryota; Metazoa; Chordata; Actinopteri; Blenniiformes; Blenniidae. The transcript has 4 exons.
UCGCCGACUCGUCGCGUUUCUCUCUGCGGGCUUCGGGCAGCACAAAGCCGGAGGGAUGCAGUCAGCGGCCGCGUACGGCGCCGCCAAGGCCGGGAGCGUGGCCUUCGAUCCGGUCGCCUUCUUCACGCAUCCCCGCACCGUCCUCAGACUGCUGUCGUGGGUUUUCUCCAUCGUGGUGUUCAGCUGCAUCGUUAACGAGGGCUACAUCAACAUCGGCAGCGAGCGGCUGCUCUGCAUCUUCAACAAAAACGCCGACGCCUGCAACUACGGCAUCACCGUGGGCGUCACCUGCUUCCUCGGCAGCAUCUGUUUCCUCAUCCUGGACAUUUACUUUCCCACCAUGAGCAACGUCAGGGACAGAAGACGUGCCGUCCUGGUGGACCUCGUCUUCUCCGGUGUUUCCAGCUUCCUGUGGUUCGUGGGCUUCUGUUUUCUGGCCAAUCAGUGGCAAGCGACGUCCCCAGACGAGCUGCCAUUGGCCCAAGGCUCCGACGCCGCCAGAGCCACCAUCGCUUUCUGCUUCUUCUCCAUCCUCACCUGGGCCGUGUUAACACUGAGUGCGCUCCGUCGCUUCCUCACCGGGAGCAACACUAACCUGUUCACCUGGCAGCACCUGGAGCCCGCCCCCUGCAACGCCAGAGCGACCCCGUACCCCAUCGCCAACGGCGCCACCAUCGUGACCACCAACCCCUACCAGGCGCCGCCUUUCACCGAGACCCUGGACCCCCAGAAACUCACACAGCAGAGGCCCAUGGCUCCGGCCUUCUAGAGACAGA